AAGAUCCUAUCAAAUCCCUCUAUUCGAUGGGAUCUUUAUUCGUUUGCGUGGUUUGUUUGAUAGAUUGAUUGAUUGAUUGAUUGAUCAAUUGAUUGGAAAAAAAAUAAAAAAUAAAAAAUAAAUGGGGUAACAACGUGGGCAACGAUGGCGAGGAGGCGAGGUGCCUGCUGCGACGAUGGAUGGCAAUAAGGCCGCGACGGGGGGGGAGGAAGUGGAGGAGAAGGAGAAGGAUUAUGAGGUCGAGGAGGAGAAUGAGGAGUCGGAGGGCGAGGAGGAGGAAGAAGAAGAAGUUGAGGAGGAUGAGGAGCACGAGGCUGGAGCGAUGGACAACAAGAAAGAGGACAACGACUAUGCGGAGGAGGCUACGACGAUUGACAAGAGGAGGAGGAGGCCCCGAUGAUGGACAGGGACGAAGAGGAGGAGGACUGGGAUAACAUUUUUUCUUAAUCAAUAUAUCAAUCAAGUCCAAUAACACAAAUCAAGAUCGUAUUGAAUC
Molecule: messenger RNA, 496 nt
Organism: Chara braunii
Lineage: Eukaryota; Viridiplantae; Streptophyta; Charophyceae; Charales; Characeae
Source: the annotation of a GenBank genome assembly